Lobosporangium transversale is the source of this 231-nucleotide messenger RNA. RefSeq lists its product as hypothetical. The record is from RefSeq and is a predicted model, not a curated record. Lineage: Eukaryota; Fungi; Mortierellomycota; Mortierellomycetes; Mortierellales; Mortierellaceae. Bases 1 to 231 code for a protein of 76 amino acids. The transcript is spliced from 2 exons.
AUGUCCAGCUUGGUUAAUAUAGCUGCCAUAGUCUUCAUUUUGGCUGAGUCGGUUCAACAACAGAUGUGUUAUUUGCCGGACAUUUCUGAUAUUAAACAGUACUUCCAAGUUUCAAUACCUUCAUGGGCCGCAUCAGGAGCAAAUGUUUCUGGACCUGCAUAUGACUCUGGGUUUUGGUCUGGCGGCGAAGGGGGCAAAUUGAAAGGCGGUAUUGAAGAUCUCCUCGGCUAG